This is a messenger RNA of Lactuca virosa, 888 nucleotides long. The record is from the annotation of a GenBank genome assembly. NCBI's taxonomy places the organism in Eukaryota, Viridiplantae, Streptophyta, Magnoliopsida, Asterales, Asteraceae.
AUGCCUUUUGGUCUCACAAAUGCACCUGCAGCCUUUAUGGACUUGAUGAACAGAGUCUGCCGGCCGUUUCUCGACAGCUUUGUGAUUGUUUUCAUCAAUGAUAUACUCAUUUACUCUAAGAGUAAAGAAGAGCACACCCAGCACUUACGACAAAUUUUGGGAACACUGAGAGCAGAGAAGCUUUACGCAAAGUUCUCCAAAUGCGACUUCUGGAUUCGUAGAGUGGAAUUCUUGGGACAUGUAGUCAGUAAAGAAGGAAUACAUGUGGACCCUACCAAGAUCAAAGCUAUUGAGGGUUGGGCAACCCCAAGAACUCCAACCGAAAUUCGACAAUUUUUACGCCUUGCUGGUUAUUACCGAAGUUUCAUCCAAAAUUUUUCCAAAAUUGCCAAGCAUCUCACCACUCUCAUCCAGAAGGGUGUAUCUUUCCAUUGGAAUGGCAAACAAGAAGUUGCUUUCCAAACGCUGAAACGAGCCCUCUGCAGUGCUCCAGUGUUGUCCUUGCCAAAAGGAACGGAAGACUUCGUUGUAUACGGCGAUGCUUCUAACCAAGGGUUAGGUUGUGUGUUUAUGCAGCGCGGAAAGGUGAUAGCUUACGCAUCUAAGCAACUAAAGACCCAUGAAGUAAACUACACCACCCACGAUCUCAAGCUAGGAGUUGUGGUCUUCGCCUUAAAUAUUUGGAGGCACUACCUAUAUGGUACAAAGUGCACCAUUUUCACAGACCACAAGAGCCUCCAGCACAUUCUGAAUAAAAAGGAAUUGAACAUGAGACAUCGGAAAUGGGUCGAACUGCUAAACGACUAUGAGUGCGAAAUCAAGUACCACCCAGGAAAAGGGAAUGUGGUAGUCGAUGCCUUAAGCCGAAAGGAGUACUCGGACCGCUGA